Messenger RNA from Zychaea mexicana, 2139 nucleotides. RefSeq names its product chromatin remodelling complex Rsc7/Swp82 subunit-domain-containing protein. The transcript is spliced from 8 exons. NCBI's taxonomy places the organism in Eukaryota, Fungi, Mucoromycota, Mucoromycetes, Mucorales, Lichtheimiaceae. The annotation marks the transcript as partial. The record is from RefSeq and is a predicted model, not a curated record.
AUGGAACCUGCAAAAUUAUUGAACUAUCGCGACAGUUAUCUGUUCUUCCAUAAAAAUCCGGUUUUAGAAAGAAUACGGUUGACGGAAGAGGAACGCAGCUGGCUUGUGGAUCAACGAUUACUGGUGCAUUGGUUCCGCAAUCGCGAUGUGGCUGUCGUAAGCGCACGAUCGUGUUUCAAAUGCUUUGGAUCGCGCAUUAUCAAACGCGGCAAAAAAGUCAGGGACGAUUAUUUUGAAGCACGGGCACGAGAAAUGGGAUACACGGAAGAAGCAGACGAGGACGUUGAGGAUUCAGAAGCAGAAGGCAACAAGACUGGUCGCCGUGCAUUGAUUUCACGGACGUCACGGUCAGCUGGCUAUGAUGCGACAACACCUAUCAACAACGCAACGUGGAUGCAUCAUGCUGCCUUGGCGGUGAGAGGAUUCAAUGCGCAACUACACGAACGUCGUGCGGAAAAAUCGGUCUUUUACGAUGUACACACCAACAUUAACCAGAUUGCUGCUGCAACGCAGCCCACGCGUGUCAAGUUUGAAUGUGUCGACAACAAAAAGGACGAGUUUACACUGGAGGAAAUGCAAUUUGAAAAAUCACCAGCAAAUGCAUUUCGUGGGGUUGGUCGCGAUCUGUUGGAUGGGACGUAUGAUAUCGAUGCAGCAGUGAGUGUUGUUCCGGAAAAGGCGAGAAAGUCGGCAAAAGCAUUGCUUUCUGUCAAGCAGCCAUUCUCCGAUCCUAACGACGAGGACGAACGGUACCCCAUUGCAAUCAUGGACGGCCAAUAUCAAGCUGACUUCCCGAUGGAUCUCACACGGUUUAAUCAGCCCAAGCCAAAGAUAGCAUCGCCGUUCGCAAUUGCAACUAAUGCACAAUCAGUUUUUGCACAACAACACUACUUUAAUCAAAUGUACCAAGUCAUGAACCACCAAAAUAUAUCCCAUGGAGCUGAGCAACAAGGUAAUGCCAUCUAUCGGCCGCAGCCUCCUCCUUCCACAGCACCUGUGAUGCAUUCACGACACAGCCACGCUUCACCUGCAACAGUCCCACCGCCACUAUCAGUACAACAGCAUCCAUCUCCACCCCAUUUACCUAGACCUCCCAUGCAACAUCAACAUUAUCCACCCAUGUCUCCGCACCAGAAUGUAUGCGGCUAUCAUUCAAGCAAGGGCCAAAUUUGCAAACGUGCUGUCAUGUUUCCGGGAGAAAAAUGCCAGUACCACGUACAUUAUGCCGCCUCCAGAGCUCCGCCGGCACCUGCACAUCCGCCACCAUCUCAGCAAGCACCGUCUUUUGAUGAAAACAAAUGCGCCGAAUGCCACUAUCUAAGCGCACCAUCCGAAGCGUUAUCCAAAGACGAUCCUUGUGAUGCGUUUACUAUGAUCAAUUGCAGCAAAUGCACGCGCAAAUAUCAUCCUGUAUGUGCACAUUUGAAAACACCGAGACAGUUGUCCGCCGCUGAAUCGUAUCCAUGGGCAUGUCCAGAAUGCAAGGUGUGCUGUGUGUGCAAGAGCGCAGGCGACGAGUCAACGCUGAUGAUUUGUGAUGAUUGUGACCGAGGCUGGCACACUGGAUGUUGCAACCCAAAGGUGGAGAAGGUUCCUGAAGGAUCAUGGCUGUGUCCCCUAUGUGCGGACUGCCACGGAUGUGAUGAACAAGGCGACAAACAAGAGUACUUCCAUGCUCUGGCACCACCAACGGGCGAUAAGAUCAAAUACCCAGUUUAUCUAGCAACGUACUGUGGCAAAUGUUUCAACAACUUCAAGAACGAUCGGUUCUGCCCAGUAUGUAUGAAGACGUUUUCCGAAGAAGACGAGAAUGACGACGAAGAAAACGAAAUGGUGGCAUGCGAUUCGUGUGAUCAUUGGGUCCAUACAGGCUGCGACGAAACGCUUACUCCGGAGAAGUAUCAAAGUCUGUGCGAUGACGAAGAAGCCAAGUACACAUGCCCGUUGUGUGCCGACAGUGUCAAGCCAAGCCAUCAGACGACCGCUGCCACAUUGGCUCUGAAGGGCCAAGCUCAGCCAGGCGGUUGUAGUGUAGGAAUUGUGGGUGGAAAGAUCAAGACACGUGGUGUGGUGCGGUACAAGAGCCACAAGGUUGCUGUGCCGGAAAUCAAAGGAACGGGAAUUGCUGAAAUGCCCUCC